This is a messenger RNA of Brassica napus (rape), 1800 nucleotides long. RefSeq names its product serine/arginine repetitive matrix protein 1-like. The record is from RefSeq and is a predicted model, not a curated record. The coding region runs from base 1 to 1800 and encodes 599 amino acids. The transcript has a single exon. Lineage: Eukaryota; Viridiplantae; Streptophyta; Magnoliopsida; Brassicales; Brassicaceae.
AUGGAGAAUAGGAGACUAACAGCAGCUGAAAAAGGGAAAGGAAUGGUCUCAGAACCAUACCAAGCUCCACGGAAAGCUCGAGUAAGAGCCCCAGAGCCGGCCAACUCAUACCUUCUCCAGAAACACUCCCUAACCCUAAUUGGUAGGGUCACGAACCUAUCUGUUCAAAAGGUUUGGUCUUUACUACCUUUCUUCACAGACCGCUGGGCCACUGAGACACGCCCGGUGGGGUCCGACCUCGGACAAGGUAUGUUCCAGUUCCAAUUUGCAAGAGAAGAGGAUCUCCUCUCGGUCCUUGAAAAGCGACCCUACCGCUAUGCAAAGUGGAUGGUCAUCGUAGAAAGAUGGAACCCCACCACUGCACCUGACUUUCCAUCACUCAUUCCGUUUUGGAUUAAAGUCCAGGGCCUCCCUGUGCACCUCUGGACGGAGGAUACUGUCAAAGUUAUAGGGGAAGAUCUGGGUGUUUAUGAAACAGCCGAUAUAACUUCACUCAGUGCUAGAAUAAGGGUACAGAUCAAUGGGAGACUUCCCCUCAUCAUGGAAUCAAUUGUUGAGUUUCCAAACGGCGACGAAGUAACAGCAACCCUCGUCUAUGAAGGCCUGGAUAAACACUGCACCUACUGCAAGCGCUUAGACCAUGAAGCUAGAGAAUGCCUAAAGGCUAAAGCAGAGAAAAAAGAGCAACAAUCUCAAGUGGAGGAAGAAAAGAAAGCUCAUACUCAAUCUGAAAACGCAAGGGGCUACAAUGACCACAGACCCUCAGAGUAUGGAAAAUCAACCUCCCUUCGGCAUAGAAACUCUGAGCGUUUAGGCCCUUAUAGCAGAGAUAAUCGAAGCUAUUCUCGUGAACGACACCAUGGAGUGUACAAACCUUCUGAAUCAACCAGAAACACAAAUCCCAGAAGAUCGGAAGACAGAAACUAUCAGUGGCGGCAAAUCUCAGAUAAAAGAGCAAUGGAGAGAGAACGAUCCUCUCACACAUCUGCUUUCCGUGCAGCACAGAGGAACAACAGCCAACCUCCCCGGUUUGAGAUACCACAAACUACAGACCCUUCAGCUAGAGUUGGGAGACUUCCUAGCCCUCCAAUUCUUCCCCGAAUUGACAGAGAGGAAUCUAGUGCAUCUAAAGGAGGACACGUCUCAACUGAUAGGGGGAUUCCCCUACGGUUACCAAUCGAUGACCUCCCCACAGAUGCGAUGGAAGAAGCGUUGGGAGAAGUUAGAGGUUUUAUGAACCAAUAUGCGUCUGUAGCUGAUCCAACAGAGAGCGCAGCUCGGAUGGAGAGAUACCGUCAAGCGGAAGAACUUGGAGAAUUUGAGGAAACAGCCGCACAUAUGGUGAGAGCAAAACUUGCGUCACAAGCAACCCCUCCAAUGGAACGUACGGCUACGCCUAGUCCAAAAAGAACCUCUGCCAUCCUCCGGCUGGGACCCCCUCCACCACUCUCAAAGGGAACAAGCCCACCUGACCAAACCGCGCCCCGACGCAAGCCGGGAAGACCACCAGGAUCAAAGAGAACAGUACAUUCGAGUCCAAAACUCUUAGCGGGCUCUACCUCACGAAAACGAAAGGUACAACAGACAAAACCUCCUACAUGCCGUAGGAAGCUCACUCCAGCUAAUACGCCAAGUGCUGUACCAAGAGGGCAGAAAAACAGACCUACAAACUCACGCGAUAGCUCUAACAGGAGAGGCUCGUCACAGAACUCAGACGAUCAGCCGCUAUCCCGCAUGGUGCCUGCGAUCACAAAGAAGAAGAAGACGGAUUUUCACAAUCCGUCAACUCUCGUUCCUUAA